Molecule: messenger RNA, 456 nt
Organism: Papaver somniferum (opium poppy)
Lineage: Eukaryota; Viridiplantae; Streptophyta; Magnoliopsida; Ranunculales; Papaveraceae
Product: mavicyanin-like
Exons: 1
Coding region: 1-456 (151 amino acids)
Cellular component (GO): plasma membrane
Molecular function (GO): electron transfer activity
Source: RefSeq, a predicted model, not a curated record
AUGGCUUUCAAAACCAAUUUCUUGCUUCCCUUGGUACUUAUGUUUGCUGUCCCUCUAAUGGUUAAUGCCUUUGUUUGGAAUGUUGGUGAUGCUGCUGGUUGGUCCGGUCAGGCUCAAUAUGAUUACCAUUAUUGGGCUCUGGGACCGGCUUUUCUGGUUGGUGAUGACAGUCUCCGUUUCGUCUAUGAUCGUAACACUACUAAUGUCUUAGAAGUGACUUCUGCUGAUUACAUAUCAUGUAACGCAACAUCCCCACUCGCUGCUUACAACACCGGGAACGAUACGAUUCCAAUAACAAAAAAAGGAUAUCAGUAUUUUAUUAGUGGUAAUUCUGUUGACUGCAAUAACGGUUUGAAGGUUGAUAUCUGGGCUUCAAAUUCAUCAUAUGUUAGGUUUUGGCGGUCAGGCCCAGCCUUUGGCCCCGAUGGCUAUAUCAACGUACCUGAUUUUGAUUGA